GCCUCUCCUCGCUGCUAGCGGCUACCCAGAUUAGUCUCUUUUUUAGCUUUUCCUUUCUCUUUACCACACUGAUCAUUUGUUAUCUUUUUCCUGAAAUGGUUUGAGGCCUACUUCUCCUUUAUGAGUUCCUCUACCCUUUUCCAGGAAACCCCCCACAUGGAAACAAGGACCUUCCCUCUCUAGGGUUUUGCCUCUGCCAAAUUUGGAAAGAAGGGAAUAAUCAGUCUGUUUUUUUCUUCCUGUUCUUCUUCUCCAUAUUCAUAUCCAUCUUUUCUUUCUGCUCUAGUGUUCUUGGAAGUUGGUAGAUCCUGAAAUGGCGCGCGAGAAAAUCCAGAUAAAGAAGAUCGAUAACGUGACUGCGAGGCAGGUGACCUUUUCAAAGAGGAGGAGGGGAUUGUUCAAGAAAGCGCAGGAACUCUCCAUUCUCUGCGACGCUGAAGUUGGUCUCAUCAUCUUCUCUACCACAGGGAAGCUCUUUGAGUACGCUAACACCAGCAUUGAGAAGAUCACUGCAAGGUACAAAAUGCACUCCAAGACCCUUCAAAAAAUAGAAGCUCAGCCAUCUCAUGAGUUGCAUUUAGAGAACAGCAAUCUUUCUACGGUGAGCAAGCAGGUAGCAGAGGCAAGCCACCUGCUAAGGCAAAUGAGGGGAGAAGAACUUCAAGGAUUAAGCAUAGAUGAAUUAAUACAACUGGAGAAAACUCUCGAAAAUGGAUUGAGCCGUGUAUUGUCCCAAAAGAGUGAUAGACUGAUGCAUGAGAUAGAUGAGCUUCAGAGAAAGGAGGGGCAGCUGAUGGAAGAGAACAGCCGGCUUCGGCAACAGAUUGCUGUAUUGAACAACAACACUAAUAACAGCAAUAAUAGCAGCACCAAUAACAGCAAUAGCUAUUAUGGGGAUGUUGUCGAGCCUGAUAAUGUUGCCUCCGAGGACCGUCUUUCAUCUUCUUCCGGUUCUGUCACCACUAACCGUUCUUCUAAUGCUGCUGCUUGCCCUCCUCCUCCUCCUCAAGAUUACUAUGACAGCUCUGAUACCUCUCUUAGGCUGGGGUUACCCUUUUGAGGUGACAGGUGGUGGCGACGAACCUUGAAGUUCUACAGUAGGCAUUAGGAGAGAGUCGCCUGUACGAGUUCAAACUCCAAGACAGUGUUCCUCUAGUGUUUGAUAUAUGUAAUAAAAUCUGACGACUGUACCGUCCUUAUCAAAGUUGUCGGGACUGGACCCGCUCUUAAUAUAGGAUAUACCAAAAUAGCCUUGUUUCCCCGA
This is a messenger RNA of Nymphaea colorata (pocket water lily), 1264 nucleotides long. RefSeq names its product MADS-box protein JOINTLESS-like. The record is from RefSeq and is a predicted model, not a curated record. Gene Ontology annotation, biological process: positive regulation of transcription by RNA polymerase II. The transcript has 9 exons. NCBI's taxonomy places the organism in Eukaryota, Viridiplantae, Streptophyta, Magnoliopsida, Nymphaeales, Nymphaeaceae. Gene Ontology annotation, cellular component: nucleus. The coding region runs from base 314 to 1060 and encodes 248 amino acids. Gene Ontology annotation, molecular function: DNA-binding transcription factor activity, RNA polymerase II-specific; protein dimerization activity; RNA polymerase II cis-regulatory region sequence-specific DNA binding.